Molecule: messenger RNA, 3456 nt
Organism: Centropristis striata (black sea bass)
Lineage: Eukaryota; Metazoa; Chordata; Actinopteri; Perciformes; Serranidae
Gene: atp6v0a2b
Product: ATPase H+ transporting V0 subunit a2b
Exons: 20
Coding region: 425-2971 (848 amino acids)
Biological process (GO): vacuolar acidification; proton transmembrane transport
Cellular component (GO): vacuolar proton-transporting V-type ATPase, V0 domain; vacuolar proton-transporting V-type ATPase complex; plasma membrane
Molecular function (GO): proton-transporting ATPase activity, rotational mechanism; ATPase binding
Source: RefSeq, a predicted model, not a curated record
AGUGUGAAGUGAAGUGACGUGGAGUAGUAUGGACAUGGCAAGCGGACGUCUGCUAAAAACUUCAUAAACUAUGAGAAGAGUCGUGAAUACACCUUUGGAUAUGUUACGUUAGUGGUCUUAAUUCCGGCUACCUCACAAUUUCUUCUUUAACUUUAACGGAACAAGUUUUUCAUCCAAGAAUUAACAACACAGCGCUCACCGGCUAGCCUGUUAGCUAACAGGAGCAGCCUCUGCUGUAGCGACGGCUAAAGUCAGCGUCAUGCAAGUCAAAUAUUGUAUUUUCACGGGGGCCGAAACAUGAAAAGCACGAAGAGGGACUUGACCAACCGCCAGUGACGUGUUAUAAUUUACUGAAACGGCAAUAGUUAGCUUGCUAACAUUAGCCCAUAAGCUAAGCAGGUGAAUAACCGAGUGAACUGUCAAAAUGAGCUCUCUGCUCCGAGGUGAAGAGAUGUGCCUGGCCCAGCUGUUUCUACAGUCUGGAUCAGCAUACGACUGCAUCAGUGAACUUGGAGAACUCGGGCUGGUGGAGUUCAGAGACCUCAACCCCAGUGUUAACGCAUUCCAACGAAAACACGUCAAUGAGAUCAAAAAAUGUGAAGAGAUGGAGAGGAUCCUCGGAUACCUUCUGAGGGAGGUCAAGAAGGCAGAUAUUUCACUGCCAGAGAGAGACGUUAACCCAGUGGCUCCUUUACCCAAGCACGUCAUGGCUAUAAUGGAGCAGCUGCAGAGGCUAGAAGUGGAGUUGGGUGAAGUCACCAGGAAUAAAGAGAAGCUGCAGAGGAAUCUUCUGGAGCUGACAGAAUACACACACAUGCUGCGCAUCACUCGAAGCUUUGUACAGAGAACAGCGGAGCGAGAGCCCCUACGAGUACAGUACGAGGAGUUUCCUUUCCUAGAAAAAGACACGAUGAUGGACUACAGCAGCAUGCAGCGGCUUGGAGCCAAACUGGGUUUCAUUUCUGGGCUUAUUCAGAGAACCAAGAUUGAGGCCUUUGAGCGGAUGCUUUGGAGAGUGUGUAAAGGCUACACAAUUCUCAGCUACGCUGAGGUUGAGGAGUAUUUGGAAGAUCCUGACACGGGUGAGCCAACCAAAAGUGUGGUGUUCCUGAUCUCUUACUGGGGAGAUCAAAUUGGCCAGAAAGUGAAGAAAAUCUGUGACUGCUACCACUGUCACUUGUAUCCUUAUCCCAGCAACAAUGAGGAGAGGACUGAUGUUGUGGAAGGACUCAGAACUCGCAUUCAGGACCUGCACACAGUACUUCAUAGGACAGAGGACUACCUGAAACAGGUCUUGAUUAAGGCCUCAGAAUCCGUCUACACCUGGGUCAUCCAGGUCAAGAAGAUGAAGGCCAUCUACUAUAUUCUGAACCUGUGUAGUUUUGAUGUUACUAACAAGUGUCUGAUCGCUGAGGUGUGGUGUCCUGUCAAUGACAUUCCCACACUGCGGAGGGCCCUAGAAGAAGGAUCGAGAAAAAGUGGGGCAACAGUUCCAUCCUUUGUCAACCGUAUCCCCACCACUGACACUCCCCCCACUCUGAUAAGGACCAACAAAUUUACCUCUGGCUUUCAGAACAUUGUGGAUGCCUAUGGAGUGGGCAGUUACAGAGAGGUUAACCCUGCUCCUUUCACAAUCAUCACUUUCCCGUUCCUGUUUGCUGUGAUGUUCGGGGAUCUUGGUCACGGCGCUAUCAUGGCUCUGUUUGCUCUCUGGAUGGUGUUGUACGAAAACAACCGCACACUUAAAAACACCAGGAACGAGAUCUGGAACACAUUCUUUGAGGGGCGUUAUAUCAUCCUGAUGAUGGGCUUGUUCUCCAUCUACACUGGCCUGAUAUACAACGACUGUUUCUCAAAGUCCCUUAACAUCUUUGGUUCUGGAUGGAGUGUACACGCCAUGUACACACAGAAGUGGACGGAGAAAGAUAUCCUCGGUAAUCGGUUUCUCACUUUGGAUCCAAAUGUUACGGGAGUUUUUACCGGACCUUACCCUCUGGGAAUUGACCCUAUUUGGAAUUUGGCAUCCAACCGCCUUACAUUUCUGAACUCCUAUAAGAUGAAGAUGUCAGUGAUAAUGGGUAUCGUUCACAUGAGCUUUGGGGUUAUCCUCAGCACUUAUAAUCACUUACACUUUAGGAAGAAGUACAACAUUUACUUGGUGUUUCUACCCGAGCUCCUGUUCCUGCUGUGUCUGUUUGGCUACUUGGUCUUCAUGAUAUUCUACAAGUGGCUGGCCUUCACUGCUAAAGACUCCAGAGAGGCUCCAAGCAUCCUCAUCCAUUUCAUAAACAUGUUCCUCAUGCAGGGCGAUGCUGUGCAGCCCCUCUACCCUGGACAGACUGGCCUGCAGGUAUUUUUGGUGGUCAUUGCUGUUCUCUCAGUGCCUGUCUUACUCGUGGGGAAACCUGUCUACCUUUAUUGGCUUCACAAUGGGAGCCACCGCCUAGGAAUGUACAGGGGAUAUGAGCGUGUGCGGCGUAACAGUGAAGAGGAGCUCUACCUGAUGAGGGCUCAUGACAUGGAGGAGGGCAGCAGUCACAGUGAUCUCUCCAGUAGUGGAGAGCGCCAGACAGAGGAGUUUGACUUUGCAGAUGAGUUCCUGCAUCAGGCCAUCCACACGAUAGAGUAUUGUCUGGGCUGCGUCUCCAACACAGCCUCCUACCUGAGGCUCUGGGCUCUGAGCCUGGCACAUGCCCAGCUGUCAGAGGUGCUGUGGGCCAUGGUGAUGCGAGUAGGACUACGAAUGGACACCACUAUUGGGGUGUUAUUCCUUGUGCCUGUGUUUGGCCUGUUUGCCGUUCUCACUGUGUCAAUCCUCCUGGUAAUGGAGGGUCUGUCUGCGUUCCUUCAUGCCCUCCGGCUGCACUGGGUGGAGUUUCAGAAUAAAUUCUACAGUGGGACUGGAGUCAAGUUUUGCCCCUUUUCCUUUUCUCUCCUGCCCUCCAGCUUUGAGCAUGAAGGGCUACUGUGAAGGGACUACCUGGUAGAACUGUUAGGUGGUAAAUGGAACCAAAAGAAGCCAGCACUGUCCCAUAGGCGUAUUCCAGAGAAGUCAUGAGGGGAUUGUGAUUUUUAAAUAUUUUUUUCUGUUGAAUGUUAGGAAGUUUUCUGAUUAGCUUCACAAACCAUGGACUGAAACACCCUGCCCUCCUGACUGACACUUUGAAGAAACCACCAGUACACAAUGUAAUGCUCGCAAGGUUUCAUUAUUGCGAAUUUAUGUAACACGGAGUGUUUUGUACCAGCUUCAGUUUGCUUCACUGCAGGUUGAAAUGUGAGGCUCAAAUUUAUCUAUCUUUAUAAAACCAUCAAUUUUUCUAUAGGAGGCAUUGUUGGUAUGGUUGUUGAUGUCACUUGUAUGGAAAACCACAUCUACCAAAAUUGGAAUAAAAAAGUAAAAGAGAUAUGAGUCAAUAUGAGAUAAAGUUACAGUAAUAAAAUAGCAUUUCAUUCACA